AAUACGCGUCGUUUCAUUCUCACUCCCCGCUCCCCUCGUACUAACAGUGGCGACGUGGCGGCCUCAGACGCGUGCGAUUAAGUUAUUCGGGAGUGUGUGAUUAAUAAACGGACAUGGCGAGAGUGACAAUAGGCGCGAUGGGCACUUUCAAUCACGAGAACCAAGACUGGACAGUUUUUAAAGAUAAACUAGAACAAUGGUUUCUCGCGAACGAUUUGGAGGUGGACAGCAAAACGACAGUGAAGCGUCGGGCGGUGUUACUCAGUAGUUUAGCAGAACCAACGUUUAAAUUGAUUAGGGACUUAGCGUUACCUAGUAAAAUUAACGUAUUAGAAUAUGACGCGAUAGUGAAACUACUGGACGACCAUUGUGAGCCGGCUAAAUGUGGAUUUGCGGAACGAAAUCGGUUCUACUUAGUGACUCAACAGGCAUCGGAAGAUCUAGCACAGUGGGCGGCGCGGGUGCGCGGGCUCGCUGUGGACUGCGCGUUCCCGGCGGCUUGUCUCAACGAGCUGUUGCGGGACCGCUUCGUGCUCGGUAUGCAGCCGGGCCGCGAGCGGGACAAGCUCUUCACGAUGGACAUGGCGGAGCUGACGCUGAGCAAAGCGUUAGAAACUGCUCAGGCUAUACGGUGUGCUCGACUCGGGGCGGCGCAGGCGGCGCCAGGAGCCGCGCCACACGUCGAAGUACCCGUGUAUAGGAUGGCGGCCGGAGCGGGUGGCAGCGUGCGACCACACGGCCCGCGCGGCAGCAACAGCAGAGGAGCCUUGGGGGCCGCGGCUGAGAUCGCUCGAGAACCGCGCUCGACCGCGUGUUUCGUAUGCGGCAAUUUGGGACACCGGGCGGAGGAGUGCCGGUACAAGCGGUACAAGUGCGACAAGUGCGGCAACCGGGGGCACCUGCGUCGGGUGUGCCCCAACAAUAAGGUGCAGCAACACUUUAUUGAGGUCGAGGGUGAUGAUUCGGGUGAUGAUGAAAUUCAGAACAUAGCACUACAGGCAGAUCACCCGCCGAAAUUUUGUUUGGCCGUAAACUUAGAAACAGAUUAGACAUGUUAAACGUGUAUCGCCCGAAUACAUCAGACCUCGACCUCGAACGUGUAGUGAACGAAAACCAGUGCUCACAGGGUAAAUACUAUGGGGGAAAUAGAAAAAUAAAGUUAAUGAAAGGUGACUU
Pectinophora gossypiella (pink bollworm) is the source of this 1176-nucleotide messenger RNA. RefSeq lists its product as uncharacterized. Lineage: Eukaryota; Metazoa; Arthropoda; Insecta; Lepidoptera; Gelechiidae. The record is from RefSeq and is a predicted model, not a curated record. Gene Ontology annotation, molecular function: zinc ion binding; nucleic acid binding. The transcript has 2 exons. Bases 114 to 1049 code for a protein of 311 amino acids.